AUGGCAUCCACUCAUGUUAUCCAUGACGCUGCUUCCAAGGGCUUCCACAAUGCUUUGUCUUAUGAUGCCCACCGUCCCUCCUAUGGAGAUGCGGCAGUCAGUAGUCUCUUGAAGCACCUCGGGCUCGAGGGCAAGGCGCAGAGCCGGAUCGUGGACCUUGGGGCUGGCACGGGAAAGUUCACCGAGGUGCUUGCUGCACGACCAGAGGAGUUUGAGAUUAUCGCUGUAGAGCCGCUUGAUUCUAUGCGGGAGACGCUGGCGGAGAAACAGCUCAAGGGCGUCGAGGCUCGUGCUGGGACGGCUUCCGAUAUGGAGACGGUAGAGACUGGUUGGGCCGACGGGUGUAUUGUCGCUCAGGCAUUCCACUGGUUCGCCAAAGAAGAGUCCUUGAAGGAGAUCCAUCGGGUGCUCAAGCCCGGUACCAAGCUGGGCCUGAUCUGGAACGUCGAAGACUACAACCGACCGGCAAGCUGGCCAGCAGCCACCACAUGGGAGCAUGAGCUUGGUGAGCUCAGCUUCUCUGGGCACUCCGACGGCCAACCACGUUUCCGGCACCUGCAGUGGCGCAAGAUCUUUGACCUCCAGGCCGAGUCGGAGGAAGCCCUGUUUUCCACGCCCAUCGGCACUGAGCGCGUGCAAUGGUCAGUAUGGUUGACGCCAGAGGGCUUGUGGGAUCGGAUCAAUACACUGAGCUGGAAUGCGAUUCGGGAGGGAGAGGCAAAGCGAGAAUUUAGGGAGAAAUUUGACAAGAUCAUCAAGGCGGGUGAUGUGAAGUGGAAUGACAAAGGCGAGAUCGAGUUUCAUGGAAGCACUUUCUUUGCCUGGACAGAACGGCUUUAG
Molecule: messenger RNA, 840 nt
Organism: Ilyonectria robusta
Lineage: Eukaryota; Fungi; Ascomycota; Sordariomycetes; Hypocreales; Nectriaceae
Product: S-adenosyl-L-methionine-dependent methyltransferase
Exons: 4
Coding region: 1-840 (279 amino acids)
Molecular function (GO): S-adenosylmethionine-dependent methyltransferase activity
Source: RefSeq, a predicted model, not a curated record